CUGCGCGCCCGCGCUGGGUCUGCCGUUGGGACCAUGGCGUCUGCUUGCAUGCUCGCUCUGCUGCUGCUGCUCCUGGGAGGCUUCCCCGCCGCCCCCGCCGAGUCGAUUCGAGAGACUGAGGUCAGAGCCCCCCAGGACCUCAUGGAAAGCAGAUACUUCUCUGGAGCCCUCCCUGAUGACGAAGAUGCCGGGGGCCUCGAGUUUGAUGAGCAGUCGGGCUCUGGAGAUCUGGAUGGUACGGAGGAGACUAGGACCUUCCCUGAAGUGAUUCAGCCCUUGGUACCUCUAGAUAACCACAUUCCUGAGAGGGCACAGCCUGGGAUCCGUGUCCCCUCAGAACCCAAGGAGCUGGAGGAGAAUGAAGUCAUUCCCAAAAGGGUCUCACCCUCCGAAGUGGACAGUGAUAUAUCCAACAAAGUGUCCAUGUCCAGCACUGCUCAGGACGGCAACAUUUUUGAGAGAACCGAGGUCCUGGCAGCUCUGAUUGUGGGCGGCGUGGUGGGCAUCCUCUUCGCCGUUUUCCUGAUCCUGCUGCUGGUGUACCGCAUGAAGAAGAAGGAUGAAGGCAGUUAUGACUUGGGCAAGAAACCCAUCUACAAAAAAGCCCCCACCAACGAGUUCUACGCAUGAAGCUUCCCAUGAGUGCUGCUUGGACUUACGGGGAGGAGGGGAGUCAAAGGACUGGACGGUGGGCAUUAUAGUAGAGGGAGGGCACCUUAAUACUGACUUGUCAGUGUCUGCGGUCACCUUCCUGGUGUCAGAAGAGAGAUCAUCUUCUUCUGUGCUGCCUCACUUGGAUUUGGGGGGUGGGGAUGUGUGUCUCGGUUGCCCUGGCAGAAAAAAAAGGGUUUAAAAUAGCCUUUUCUAAAGGCAAGCCUGCGAUUGGGUUGUUCCCCCCUCCCCCCCUCAAAUUUCCAGAAUAGAAUCUAGGGCCAGUUUAGGGCCUGUGCCGAGUGUGCCUCAUCCAUGACUGCCCUUGACUCUGGAAACUGAGCUGGCUGCCUUCCACAUGCUGUAUACCCUGUCCGUCUGUCAGGAGCUAGGACAAGAAGCUAGAAUCCUCUGCACCGUGAUGUGUCCACCCACGCGUGGUUCACACUACAGAGUCUCUGUGGUAUACCUAGGCUCUUUCCAGUGACUUUUGGAAAUCACCCUUUUUUUUUUUUUUUUUAAAUCUGGGGAGGGUGGGGUGAAGUGCUGAAAUGCAUUUGUAGAAGAUUGGUAAAACUAAUUUUUUUAAAAGGGGUUCACUCCUUUAUGUAAGUGUCUGUGCCUGGGCUAAGAGUGGGGGGUGUGCAGAUGUUCUAUGUGGAACAUUUCCAUUGUCCCAGCAGAGUUUGUAUGUCAUGGUUUUUAUGUUGUUCUGUUUGCUUUUUGAAAUGAGAGAAGAGUUGGAGAUAAUGAUUUUUAUUAAUUUUUUGUUACUAUUUAUAGCUUCAGACAGGGCUGCUUCUUCAUCUUCCUUUUUAUCUUUACUGUCCCCCACCAUUUUUUAAAAACACUCUGCCCUCUUGUUGAUGACCUUGGCCCUUUCUGAAGUUGCUUUGUCUAAGAAGUAGCUAUAGUGUUCUAGCAGAUUCCAGAAUAUAACGUAGGGGAUAAGUGGGAUAUUUGAGUAUGUGUUCUUGUAAUAUAUUACCCUUAUUUGGCUCUAGAAGAAUAGAUGAAUAUAUUUUUUUAGGACAUAGAGUGGUAUUACCAGUUUCAUGUUGGCUGGGUGGCUGCGUGAGUGAAGUUUUGUGUGGCUGAGU
Peromyscus eremicus (cactus mouse) is the source of this 1751-nucleotide messenger RNA. RefSeq names its product syndecan 4 (gene Sdc4). Gene Ontology annotation, cellular component: membrane; cell surface. The transcript has 5 exons. The coding region runs from base 34 to 630 and encodes 198 amino acids. Gene Ontology annotation, biological process: cell migration. Lineage: Eukaryota; Metazoa; Chordata; Mammalia; Rodentia; Cricetidae. The record is from RefSeq and is a predicted model, not a curated record.